Suricata suricatta (meerkat) is the source of this 1622-nucleotide messenger RNA. RefSeq names its product cell death inducing DFFA like effector a (gene CIDEA). Lineage: Eukaryota; Metazoa; Chordata; Mammalia; Carnivora; Herpestidae. Bases 1 to 1281 code for a protein of 426 amino acids. The transcript has 8 exons. Gene Ontology annotation, cellular component: lipid droplet. The record is from RefSeq and is a predicted model, not a curated record. Gene Ontology annotation, biological process: regulation of apoptotic process; apoptotic process; lipid storage.
AUGAAGAAAACACUCUACAGGAUACUGGUGUUUGCCAGAAUACAUUCCCUGAAGCAGAAAGAACAGAUCGAGGAUGCCCGGGAUGGAACCGCGAAGCAUCUAACAGGAAGGGAGCCAACCCCCGCCCCCACUUCCCGAGAAUCUAAGAGUGCACCGUGUCCAGGUGUCUGCGGCGACUUCCUCGCCUUGCUGAGCUUGGAACGGGACGUCCGUCGGGGGCUGCAGCCCCGGAGCCAACCCAGUGUGGCCCUGGGGAAUGUGCAAGGCGAACGGGCUAACGAUGACCAUCAGGGCCCCGGCGGAGCAGCUGGGGUUCGAGAGCCGUGGGGACCGUCUCUGCAGCCCCCUCCAGGGGCCCGGAACUGGCGCGGACCCGGCCGCGCUCCCCCGAGGCGAGGCCGCGACCUUCCGCCGAGUCCCUCAUUUCCCUGCGUCUCUCGGCCGCCGUGCGCCCGGUUACCCCCAGCCCCUCUUGCGCCCAGCAACCGGGAGCGCCCCGAGGCCGCCGUCCCAGCCCACACCUGGCAGCGACUCGGUGCCCACGCCUUCGGACACGCGGGCGUGCGGAGCUGGAGCCGGCCGCGUGUCUCCUCCCCUCCUCCGGCGGCCGCAAGUGCCAGGUGUGGCGCUCCCGAGGUGCGCGGGCAUCCACGGAACAGGCCCCUGACGUUUAUGGGAUCACAGACCAAGAAAGUCCUCCUAACGCCCCUUAUGCACUCAGCUCGCCCUUUCCGAGUCUCCAACCAUGACAGAAGCAGCCGGCGAGGGGUGAUGGCCAACAGUCUGAAGGAGCUUCUCAGCAAGACCCUGGAUGCCUUAGCCAUCACCAGUGGACUGGUCACUUUGGUGCUGGAGGAAGACGGAACCAUGGUGGAUACGGAAGAGUUCUUCCAGAGCUUAGGAGACAACACACAUUUCAUGGUCUUGGAGAAAGGGCAGAGGUGGACACCGGGUGGUAACCAUGUCCCAGCCUGGCAGCAGCCAAAGAAAUCGGGCAUAGCAAGAGUCACCUUCGACUUGUACAAGCUGAAUCCCAAGGAUGUCAUUGGCUGCCUCAAUGUGAAGGCCACCAUGUAUGAGAUGUAUUCCGUGUCCUACGACAUCCGGUGUACGGGAGUCAAGGCCCUGCUGAGGAGCCUGCUGCGGGUCCUGUCCCACGCCGCCCAGGUGACCGGACAGUUGCUCAUCUACACCGGCACGUACAUGCUCCAAGUGCUGGGUGACACGGAAGAGCAGCGUCCUCCGCGGUCACACUCCAGACGGGGAUUCACAAGUGGAUAAGGAUGCAUGUGGCAGGGGACCCAGCCGGCUCUGACCCAAACGUUUGCUCUCAGAUGAUGAAUUUUGAAGAUGCUUUUGUUCCAAACCACGUGCACUUGCACGAGGCCAGUCAUGUGUACCAAUGGAUGGUACCCAGGGGAAGGCGGAGGGGUGGAGGCGCACAGAAUGGGGGCUGCAGGGCGGGACACCCUGAAGGGAGGAUAUUCGUAGGGUCAUCCAUGGGGGCAGGAAGGACCAAAGGGCAGGCUUGUGUGGUGGCUCCGGAGCUGGACCAACCUGUGUUAGGCCUCUCAGCGCCUCACUCCUGCAAUAAACCAAUCAAUUGCAAGAGCUACUUCUAA